Molecule: messenger RNA, 1659 nt
Organism: Debaryomyces fabryi
Lineage: Eukaryota; Fungi; Ascomycota; Pichiomycetes; Serinales; Debaryomycetaceae
Gene: TOS4
Product: Tos4p
Exons: 1
Coding region: 1-1659 (552 amino acids)
Molecular function (GO): protein binding
Source: RefSeq, a predicted model, not a curated record
AUGAGUAGUAAUUAUCAAUUUCCACCAUCGUCGCCAUUGAUGAGUGGCCACGGCGGCUACGAGGAGGAACACGAUCCAUUUGCGAUCAGAGGCAAAGGAGAAAAAAGUACCGUUGAUAGGGGUAGGGUGAACUAUCCCACACCCAAUCCAUCGUCUAGUGUUGGCAGAUCUUCAUCGCCAAGCAGAGGAGAGGAUGAGGUCAAUUUGUCAGUCAAGCCGAAAAAGUCAGUUUCUUUCGAUUUAGUGCGGUCAACAGCACCAAAGCAACGUAAGGAACAUGCCACUGAACAGCCGAACCCCCAGAAGGUUAGGAUUAAUCGAGAUUUCAAAAUUUUGGAUCCUGAUGCCAAGGUUUUAAGAGUGCCAUUACUUACCGACAAGACUUCAUUGUUGAUUGGGAGAUCGUCGAGAUCGUGUGAUUUCUAUCUCAAUGCAAAGGAUAAGACUAUUUCGAGAACCCACAUAUCUAUCUCGUAUGACAAGCACACAAAUCAGAUGAGUUUGCAUUGUUUAGGUUAUAACGGAUUUGCAAUGAGGAUUCCAAAGCCAUGCGUCGUUUACGGUACAAAUAACAAGAAUGAUUACAUAUUGAUGGAAAACAAGAGUGCCCCAUUAUCUACUGAUAAUCUUGAACGUUUAGGCCUCACCGUUACCCCACGUACUAUAAGAUUGGAAUCAAAUCACACUGAAUUUGUGGUCAAUAGACAUGAAUCGGUUACUUUACCAAAAUUGAAUAAUAUCCUAAUUGAAAUUCGCAACAACUUAAUAUUGUUAAAUCCAGUUGAAGAUGAAGAAGACGUUACUGAUGAUGAAAGUCCUGUUCUAAUUAAUACAACAAGACCUGCUGAGGUUAAGCAUAAUCCAGCAGUUUCCAAGCCAAAGCCUAUUUAUAAUACUCCAGAUCAAGUUAAAUUACAAUUGUUGCCAAAUACUCCAUCGAAGAAAGAAUUUAAGUGUACAUCAGAAGAAUCAACCCCAAUUUCACAUAUCAAGCGCAACUUUUCGGAUUCCUCGAUUAAAGAGGCAUUGGGAUACAAACCCUUUGGAAUACAUCAGGAUAAACCGCAAGUCUCAAAUAAUGAUUCUCCAAAGAAUGCUGAUACCUUCGUGAAAGAAUCGACCCCUACUACAGACGAAAGAGUACAAAUGCCAACAACCCCAUUAGGUGAUAAAUCAAAUACUUUCAGUAAACCCAAUACACCUAAGAGAAGAGUGCAUUCUGAAGAACCACAGAAGCCUAUGAAAAAGAAGAAGAGAUCGCUGCAACCACAAAAGGUUGAGAUUGACCAAUCUUGUAUUGAAGGCAUUUCAAAUAUUCCAGAAAUUAACAAUAUAUUAGUCAAUCAUCUUGCAUUCUCCAGGUUGUCUUCAACUCCUGCAUCCUUUUUAAAUACUAUAAGUGCGAUUACGUCUGAAUUAUCAUUAAAGCAGCUUAGAGUUAUUUUACACAAUAUUAAAUCAAUUGGUAUUAUUUAUAGAGAAGGCAAAGAUGCCGCUGGUAAGCCAUUAGAAGAGGAAUAUUACUAUAUGCCUGAAAACGAUGAUGAUACUGAGAGGCCUAAAUUGGUUUCCAGCAUUAAAGGACAUGGUGGCUUAAGAUCAUGCAGAAGAACUCAUAAGCAAUACUAUUGGAAAAAGCCAGCUCCAAUUAAGAAGUAA